Lodderomyces parapsilosis is the source of this 3231-nucleotide messenger RNA. It is a transcript of the gene SMC5, whose product is annotated as DNA repair ATPase. The transcript has a single exon. Bases 1 to 3231 code for a protein of 1076 amino acids. NCBI's taxonomy places the organism in Eukaryota, Fungi, Ascomycota, Pichiomycetes, Serinales, Debaryomycetaceae. Gene Ontology annotation, biological process: double-strand break repair via homologous recombination. Gene Ontology annotation, cellular component: Smc5-Smc6 complex. Gene Ontology annotation, molecular function: ATP binding; ATP hydrolysis activity. The record is from RefSeq and is a predicted model, not a curated record.
AUGAAUCCUGGUGCCAUGAGUGGAACUGACGAUCAAAAUGUAGCCAAGAGAAGAAAAGUUGGAGAGAAAGUUCCCUUUCAACCAGGGUUUUUGAGGAAGAUCAAGGUUCGGAACUUUACAACUUAUUCAUAUGCUGAGUUUGUCUUAUCUCCAACCCUUAAUAUGAUUAUUGGUCCCAAUGGUAGUGGUAAAUCAACCCUAGUUGCAGCUAUUUGUAUUGGACUUGGUGGUAAAAUUGACUUAAUCAAGCGUAAGAAUCUCAAAUCGAUGAUCAAAACAGGACAUGAUAGAGCUGACAUUGAAAUCACCAUGGAAAAUUUUCCCGGUAAACCACCCAUUGUUAUCAAAAGAGAUUUUUCUGCAAAAGAUUCGGUGUGGGCAAUCAACAAUAAGAAGAGUACCGAGUCGGCAAUCAAGCAGUUGAGAGAAAAAUUCAAUAUACAGUUAGACAACCUUUGUCAUUUCUUGCCACAGGAAAGAGUUGCAGAGUUUGCCGGUAUGUCUCUGGAAAAAUUAUUGAUGGAAACUGAAAGAACCCUCAAAGAUGGACAUUUACUCACAUUGCACGAGGACUUGAUUGUAAAAGAUAUCAAAAGUCAAGAGUUGCAUGUCCAAAUUGAUGUGUUGAAAAAAAGAUUAGAUCAAUUAUACUCUCAAAGAGCAAAGUUGGAAGAAGAAGUGCAAAAGUUGCAAGAGUAUGAUAACAAGAUGAAGGAAAUUGAAACUCACCAGACCUUGUUGCCUUAUGCACGAUACAAUGAUUUGAAGAAGAAGCGGGCAUCUUUAAAAGAUCAAUUAGAUGAAGCCAAGUCAAGGUACACCUCUUUUGACGAAAACUUUGAUCAAUUGAGGAAGAACGAGUCGCAGCUCGAACGAGAAGUACAACUUCAAAAACGAAAACUUGAAGAUACAUCAAAAGAAAAGGACAGUGUAUUGAAGAUAAUCGAGGAGUAUAGGCGCAAGGUAAACAAGGUUCAAGAUAGUGUAUCAGAGCUGUCUGCCUCAUUGAACUCGUACAGAGCCAAAACAGAACUGAAAAAACGUGAAUUGGAAGAAGUACGAAGAGAAUUGGCUAACUUGAACCAUCAGCUCGAGACUAUAGAACGAGUAGAUAAGGAUCAACUCGAAAUACUCAAUACCAAGUACGCUGAUUCGAGAGCCAAAUUGCGUGAAAUGGAAGAGAAACUCAGAGAUGAAAACAGCUAUACUAGUGACUUACGAUCGGAUUUGAAUAAUUUGGCGCGAAAUAUUCAACGUGAGGAAUCAAAAUUGCAAGGAAAUGACAAGUUGGAAUUGUUAUUGUCUGCAGCUCAGGGUAAAAGCUACCGACUUCGUGAUGAAUCUUUGAAAGCACAUCGCAAGUUGCGGGGUGAAACCAAUUUCCGGGGCGCUUACUUUGAAGCUCCAGUUAUAUCGUGCAAUAUUACUGAUAAAUCAAUUGCUCCAGCCAUGGAAAAGAUCAUUGACAACACUACCUUAUUUUCAUUCACAACAAAGAGCCAGGAUGGCUACGACAAGUUGAGCAGGUUUGCUAAAGAGACCCGUAUAAAUAUUGCUCUUAGAAUGGUUGACAACGAUGAAUUACCAAGACCCCAUUAUUCAAAACAAGAGCUUAGGUCAUUUGGUUUUGAGGGUUACUUGUCGGAUUUCAUCACUGGCCCGAAAGAAGUGCUUAGUAUGCUUUGUAAUACUUCCAAGAUACAUACCAUUCCCGUGACAAAGCACGAAAUGAGCCAGCAACAAGUUGAUAGAUUGAUAAGAUCAUCUGACGUGCCUUUCAAAAAAUUCGUCGCAGGAGACACCUUAUUCAAUAUCCGUACAUCAAAGUAUGGAUCUAAACAGGUUUACUACGAAUCUGAGAAAUUCGGCAAGUCUCAGUUUUUUGCAGUAUCGGGUAUCUCUGAACAAGAUAAACAAAGAAUUAAUGGUAACGUACAAAGAAUCAAUCGGGAGAUUACAGAAAAGAGAGAAGUUUAUCAGAAUCAUAAGGUACAGAUCGAACAAUUUACGUCAGAUAUUCGUGCAAUUCGGUACGAAAUGUCUGAAAUCAAGAACGAACAACAAAAGAUCCAGCAAAUGAUGAGUGCUGUUACGAAUUUGGAGGCCAAGAUAGGCUCAAAGAAAGAAAAGGAACAUAAAUUGGAAGAGGAUUCGAAUAAGGACUACUCACGUAGGGUUAAGCACUAUGAGCGAAAGAUUGCAGAAUUGUAUGGUGAAUUGGCACAAAAGUCAAUGGAGAUGAGUCUGCUACACAUUAAACUUUCCGAAAUUCAAAUAAGGAGUAAAUUUCAGGAGCUCGAGAUGACAACCUUGCGCAAUAAAUUGGCAUCGGUGAUUAGCUUGAUUGAAUCACUCGAGCUGAUAAAGAGGGAGCUCGCAAGGGAUUUGAGAAAAUACAAGGAAGACUAUGACCAAAUUAAGAAUUCUCCGGAGUACAAAGAGUAUAAAGAAAAACAUUCCUCAUUGACGGAAGAGCAAAGGGAACAGAUUGCUGAAUUUGCAAAGCCAUAUCUUGAGGAAGACACAUUUACCGAGCAUACAAUCAAGAACAAGAUAACCCAUUUGACAGACGAAUUGUCCAUCAUGUCGAUGGGUGAUAAGGGAUCUAUCACAUCUUUACGUCAAAAAGUGCAAGAUAUCGAGCGUGCAGAGUCGGAGUUGCCGAGGAUCGAGUCGGAUAAAAGGGAUCUUGACGAACGCAUCGCAACUAUUGCUGCUGAGUGGGAACGUGAUUUGACGAAAUUUGUUGACAGGAUAUCAGUGGCUUUUAGUAAACGAUUUUCAAAAGUUGCUAGUGAAGGGCGAGUUGAAUUGGCAAAAGCCGAUCGGUUUAAAGAUUGGAAGUUGCAGAUCUUGGUAAAGUUUAGACAAGAAUCAGAAUUGAAGGUUUUGGACAAUCAAUCACAAUCCGGUGGUGAACGAGCUGUUUCCACUAUAUUUUUUAUCAUGUCUCUUCAGGGAUUGACUGAUGCUCCGUUCAGGAUAGUGGAUGAGAUCAAUCAGGGUAUGGAUCCAAAGAAUGAACAAAUGGCUCACAGAUAUCUCGUUCACACAGCAUGUCAGAAUAACAAGUCCCAGUACUUCUUAGUUACACCAAAAUUGUUGACUGGAUUAUAUUACCACCCAGAUAUGGUUGUUCAUUGUAUCUUUACAGGUCCAAUGAUUGAAGAGAAUAAUGAGCAACGUGAAACUGGCUUUCUAGAUUACGUUAAUAGGUUGGUGCUUGUUUGA